GGCUUCUAGCUUUUCUCUUUACCCUUACUUUCACUCAGCUCACACUGUGCAUAUUCACCGUUCACGGUUGUACUUCGCCAGCAUCCUUGUCUUCGCUACGACGCUGCAAUACCUCUAGCACGCGUCUUGACCGAGCUUCCCAUCAUGGCGUCGUAUAACGAAAAGGAGCUCGAGAAACCCACCGAGUCUUACGCUGAUUCCGUUCCCAGCAACGAUGAGAAGCGUACCUCCAAGGCCGGUGUUGACCCCGCCAUUGAGAACAUCAAUGCCAAGCUCGCUAAUCCGCUUGCCGGUAUCCCUCAAGACCAGCUCAUGCGUGAUGGCGCCCUCUUUGCUCGUCAGCACGGUUUAACCGAUCUUGAGACCGAGUUCGCAAAGGGUGCACUCAUAGCUCAGGAUCCUCUGGCAUUCGAAACUCUUGAUGUUCUAACAGAGGACGACAAAGCUGUCCUAAGGAAUGAGCAACAUUCCCGAUGGGAUCAGCCGCUUACCUUGUACUGGCUCGUUGUCAUGUGUUCAAUCUGUGCUGCCGUUCAAGGAAUGGAUGAAACGGUUAUCAACGGUGCCCAAAUCUUCUAUGCUCCACAGUUCGGUAUCGGACCGGACCAAGGCGACCCGAGUCGAAACGAAUGGCUUGUCGGUCUCGUAAACUCCGCGCCAUACCUAUGUUGCGCAGUUCUCGGUUGCUGGAUAACAGACCCACUAAAUAAACUAUUUGGGCGACGAGGCACCAUUUUCAUCACAGCAACGUUUUCGUUCCUUACUUGCAUCUGGCAAGGUGUCACAAACUCUUGGGAGCACCUCUUCGUCGCGCGAUUCAUUCUUGGGCUUGGCAUCGGACCCAAAUCGACGACUGUACCUGUUUACGCCGCUGAAUGUGCCCCGACUCCAAUCCGUGGAGCUCUCGUUAUGAUGUGGCAAAUGUGGACGGCCUUCGGCAUUAUGUUGGGUUUCGUAUCAGAUCUCAUCUUUCUUAAUGUUCGCAAUACGCGUCACAUCACGGGUUUGAACUGGAGGUUGAUGCUUGCAAGUGCUGGUGUCCCAGCAUUAUUUGUGAUGGCUCAAGUCUGGUUCUGUCCCGAAUCCCCGCGUUGGCUAUUGGGCAGGGGUCGUUACGCAGACGCUUAUCGCAGUCUUGCACGAUUGCGCAAGGAUCCGCUUCUUGCAGCGCGUGACCUUUACUAUAUCCAUGUCCAACUCGAGGCUGAAGAAUCUCUCCAACGCGGACAUCGCUUCCUCGAAUUGUUUUCUGUUCCGCGUAACCGUCGGGCCGCUCUCGCGAGUUUCAUUGUUAUGUUUAUGCAGCAAUUCUGCGGAGUCAAUGCAAUUGCAUACUAUUCGACUCAAGUCUUUUUGCAAGCUGGCUUCACCACCCAGGCCGCAUUCCUGGCAAGCUUUGGUUUUGGUACAAUCAACUGGCUAUUCGCUCUUCCUGCCGUGAAGACGAUUGAUACGUUUGGACGUCGUAAUUUGCUUUUGACAACGUUCCCCCUGAUGUCACUUUGCUUGCUUUUGACGGGCUUUGCGUUCUUCAUCCCCGAAUCAAACAAGGCGCAUAUUGGUAUCGUUGCUCUGGGUAUCUACCUUUUCGGUAUGGUCUACUCGCCGGGUGAAGGGCCUGUACCAUUCACGUACUCCGCUGAAGCGUUCCCGCUGUACGUGCGUGACAUUGGCAUGUCUUUCGCAACGGCAACGACAUGGUUCUUCAACUUUGUCGUCUCGAUUACUUUCCCACGAUUGCUCGGUGCUUUCACCCCGCAAGGCGCGUUCGGGUGGUACGCAGGGUGGAAUCUCAUUGGUUUCGUGCUUAUUCUUCUGUUUGUUCCUGAGACGAAGGCGCUUUCGCUUGAGGAACUGGAUCAGGUGUUCUCAGUUUCGACGCGCAAACAUGCAUCGUAUCAGCUGAAGGCGCUCCCGAGGAACAUCAAGAAGUAUAUCUUCAGAAUGAAGGUCGAGGAAGUGGAGCCUUUGUAUCAGUACGAGGGUGAGAAGACGUUCGCACCGACCGCUGCAGCGGCCUAAAGGCCAUUUCCGUCGUCACAUUGCGCGUAUAUUGCUCGACCAUUCGAACCUAUAUCAGGUUCUCUCCCAUGUUAUCCUAAAUGAAAGAGUUAGACGGCUGUGUUUGUACUCUGCUCAUGAUGAAAGACCUUUGUUGUCUGUUGACUUACUUUUCUACCCCCUACCUGUUCGAAUUCCCUAAAUCUUGUAUUUCUAGC
Messenger RNA from Fomitiporia mediterranea MF3/22, 2219 nucleotides. RefSeq names its product proton myo-inositol cotransporter. Lineage: Eukaryota; Fungi; Basidiomycota; Agaricomycetes; Hymenochaetales; Hymenochaetaceae. The record is from RefSeq and is a predicted model, not a curated record. The coding region runs from base 145 to 2022 and encodes 625 amino acids. Gene Ontology annotation, molecular function: myo-inositol:proton symporter activity. Gene Ontology annotation, cellular component: membrane. Gene Ontology annotation, biological process: transmembrane transport. The transcript is spliced from 4 exons.